Molecule: messenger RNA, 351 nt
Organism: Penicillium crustosum
Lineage: Eukaryota; Fungi; Ascomycota; Eurotiomycetes; Eurotiales; Aspergillaceae
Product: nuclear transport factor 2 family protein
Exons: 1
Coding region: 1-351 (116 amino acids)
Source: RefSeq, a predicted model, not a curated record
AUGACCAACAACGAGCAGCAAACUGGUCUUCAGUUUUUCACUGAAGACGUUCUUCUCGAGGACGGUAAUCGCAAGAUCCAAGGGCGCGAACAGGUCAUCAAAGUGUUGGAAGAGGCCCACAACGGAAUCAAUGAAGAAUUGCAGAUCCGUGCUUGGGCACAGACUGGGGAAACUCUACUGGCUGAGCUUGAUGGCGAAUUUAUCAGUGAUGAGGAUGCGCCGCAGCAUUUUUUCUACCCGUUCAAGAAGGGUGAGAAGGUGCGAUUCCGCUUCUUGGUGGCAUAUACGGUGGUUGCAGGGCGAUUUUCAAACAUUCGGAUCACCUACUGGCCAUCUCCUAUCUCUGCAUAA